CACAUAUGAAGCAGAAAGUAAUAUACAAUAGGAUACCAUUUUUCAACAAAGUAGUCAUGCAUUUGUGUGUUUGCACAUAUAUGCAAGGAAAAGAAUUUUAAGGACACCAGAGGUUAUCUUUAAAUAGUGGGGGCAUGGGUAAUCUAAAUUUUCUUUGGGUUCUUCUAUCUUUUCCAAGUUUUCUUUAAAAGCCUAUAUUCCUUCUGCAUUUGGGGGCGAGGGGGUAUUUUGUUAUAAAGAAGAGAGUAUGGUCAAUGAUGCCAAAUGCUAUCUAGUCAAGGAUGACAGGGAUGGAGCCCAGGUCACCAGAUUUGCUCUUAGCAGGCGCCUGUGGCCUCACAUGGAGCAACGAGUCUGGCUGCUGCUGUAGUUGGGAACCAAGAUCCCAUGCGGCAUGGAGGAACUAGAGACAACAGUCAAUCCAAUUCCCUAAAAUGAUUGGGCAGUGAAACUAUAGUAACUUCAGCCCAAACCCCACAAACCAUACUUUCUUUCACUCACCAUCUCUCCCCACACCCAAACACAUUCAAUCCAUUAGCAAAUCAUACCGCUUAACCCUCCAAAAUAACACUUUCUUUCCAUUAGCUCCCCUGCCACCAUCCUAGUCCAAGCUACCACCAGCUCUAGUCUGGAUCUGACAAUAUUGACCCGGACUCUCCUCACCUGUCCUUCAUAUAUGCCAGGCAUUGUGCUGGGUGCUGGCAGUAUGUUUAUAUACUAAAAAGAGAUGUGUUGCAAUCAUGGGAAGCAGGCCAGGGUUUCUUGGGACAAGCUUGUCUUAAAUAGGAACAGGUGGUUAACAGGCCAAAUGGGGUAAUUUCAUUCCCAUGGAAUGGUAUUACAGAGGAAGAGAAUAAAACAGGAACUUUGGAGCCAGUGGCUUUUAUUGUCUGGUUUUUGCUAUGAGAAUUUUCUACCCAUUUGUUAUUUUGUAAUAUCUCUAAUAGAUCAUAGAGAAGCCUACCACCUAGAUCCUAAAGGAAAAAAAAAACACAGUUGCGUCAAUCACCCCAGGUGUAAAAGAGGCAGUCAGGUCACAGCCCAAAGGGAGCAGUAGGGACCAGGCUGUGUCCACAGAGCUGCACCAACAAUGAGUUUCUUUCUGCCCAUCCUCUCUAGAACAUAGGAAGUCUCUUGUUCCAUCACAUCAUGAAACAAUUCAAGUAGAAGCUGAUCUCUGGACACAGGGCUGGGGAGCAGUACAGUGAGUCCCACUUAAUACUACCCUGAGCAGAAGCACAGGGAUUUCGGACUGCUAUCUGCUCCUGGCAUCUGCAACCUGUUGUGUACUACCUCCCUUAAAACAAAGACAGAGGGACCUUACUAAUUUGAAACCUGAUAGUUGGCCAAAAAAAUCCCCUAAAUCUGGGAGGAUAAUAAACAAGCCAAUGAAAGGAACAAAAUAAUGAAUGUGGUAAGUGCUACUAAGGAUAAAAGGUGAGUGACAGGACAGAGAUUAACCCCUCAACAGAGUGCCUGGAGGGGUGGCGGGAAGAAGACUUUCACCUGGGUGGUGAGGGAAUGUCUCUCUCUCAGGACAGGACAAUCAGAGAUGUGCAAAAGCAGCAGCGGGAAAGAUGGAAGACUUUCAGUCUGCGGAAGAGACUGCUUUUGUUGUUGAUGAAGUGAGCAACAUUGUGAAAGAGGCCAUAGAAGGUUCAAUUGGUGGCAACGCCUACCAGCACAGCAAAGUGAAUCAGUGGACCACAAACGUAGUGGAGCAAACGUUAAGCCAACUCACCAAGCUGGGGAAACCAUUUAAAUACAUUGUGACCUGUGUAAUUAUGCAGAAGAAUGGAGCAGGAUUACACACGGCGAGUUCUUGCUUCUGGGACAGCUCUACUGACGGGAGCUGCACCGUGCGAUGGGAGAACAAGACCAUGUACUGCAUCGUCAGCGCCUUCGGACUGUCCAUCUGAGCUCCGCGUCCGCCCGCCAGCUACUUUGUCUCAGCAACUCUCUUCCAUCUUCUAACCACCAGCCAUGAAUUCAGUGAACACCUUUGUCAUUCUCUUUAAGCGUUCUUUGGUGCACUCUCAAAAUGUAGAGGAAAACCUAGGUGACUGCACUAUUCUAUGCGCUGCACACCCUAAGUCAAGAGGACCCUCUCACCAUAGGUGGUCGGUCAGAGGCCUGGCUGCCGCUUGUCUUCACUCUGAUUAUUUCUGUUCAAAGGUGCUAAAAACAGCAAUCUGCUAGCGUGGUACUUUCUCUACUCUCUGAAAUGAUUCAAGUACACUAAUUUUCCAUACUUUGUACUUUUGUUAGGAUAAUAAAUUAUUCCGGUUUAAAAAAAAAAAAAGCA
Hipposideros armiger (great roundleaf bat) is the source of this 2305-nucleotide messenger RNA. RefSeq names its product dynein light chain Tctex-type 1. The transcript has a single exon. Gene Ontology annotation, biological process: microtubule-based movement. The record is from RefSeq and is a predicted model, not a curated record. The coding region runs from base 1578 to 1919 and encodes 113 amino acids. Gene Ontology annotation, cellular component: cytoplasm; cytoplasmic dynein complex. Lineage: Eukaryota; Metazoa; Chordata; Mammalia; Chiroptera; Hipposideridae. Gene Ontology annotation, molecular function: dynein intermediate chain binding.